AUGAUGGCCAUGAACGCCAAGCAGCCGUUCGCCAUGCACGCCGCCCUCCAGGAGCCCAAGUUCUCCAGCCUGCACUCCAGCGCGGAGGCAAUGCGCAGAGUUUGCCUCCCGGCCCCGCAGCUGCAGGGCAAUAUAUUCGGGAGCUUUGACGAGAGCCUGCUGGCCCGCGCGGAGGCUCUGGCGGCCGUCGACAUCGUCCCCCCCGCCAAGGGCCACGGCCACGGCCACCACCACCACCACCACCCCCCCUUCAAGCCGGACGCCACCUACCCCGCCAUGAGCGGCGUCCCCUGCGCCGCCGCCGCCCUCCCGCACCCCGCCGCCCUCCCGCACCCGCUCCCGCACCCGGCGCUGGACGGCGGCGACCUGCUGGACCACCUCUCGCCCUCGCUGGCCGUCGGCGGGCUGGCCGAGCCCCCCGCCCUGCCCGCGCCGCCGCUGCCGCCGCACCCGCUGGCCGCCGCGGGCCCGCUGGCCGUGGGGCUGGGCCCCCCGGGGGGCCCGCCGCCGCCGCCGCCGCCCGCCGCGCCCGAGGCGGAGUCGGACCCGCGGGAGCUGGAGGCCUUCGCCGAGCGCUUCAAGCAGCGGCGGGUCCGGCUCGGGGUGACCCAGGCCGACGUGGGGGCGGCGCUGGCGGCGCUGCGGCUGCCGGGCGUGGGCUCCCUCAGCCAGAGCACGAUCUGCCGCUUCGAGUCGCUGACGCUGUCGCACAACAACAUGGCGGCGCUGCGGCCGGUGCUGCAGGCCUGGCUGGAGGGCGCCGAGGCCGCGCACCGCGACCGCGCCGCCGGCCCCGAGCCGCUGGCCGGCGCCGAGCGCAAGCGCAAGCGGACCUCCAUCGCCGCCCCCGAGAAGCGCUCGCUGGAGGCCUACUUCGCGCUGCAGCCGCGGCCCUCCUCCGAGAAGAUCGCCGCCAUCGCCGAGAAGCUGGACCUCAAGAAGAACGUGGUGCGCGUCUGGUUCUGCAACCAGCGCCAGAAGCAGAAGCGCAUGAAGUACUCGGCCGUGCACUGA
Molecule: messenger RNA, 1014 nt
Organism: Gymnogyps californianus (California condor)
Lineage: Eukaryota; Metazoa; Chordata; Aves; Accipitriformes; Cathartidae
Gene: POU4F3
Product: POU class 4 homeobox 3
Exons: 2
Coding region: 1-1014 (337 amino acids)
Biological process (GO): regulation of transcription by RNA polymerase II
Molecular function (GO): RNA polymerase II cis-regulatory region sequence-specific DNA binding; DNA-binding transcription factor activity, RNA polymerase II-specific
Source: RefSeq, a predicted model, not a curated record